UAAAAGCAGUAUUUACUUCAACAGGUGAGACAUUCAAAUCAUUAGGCUUCCAGUAUCGCAUUGGAAGCACUACGCUGAGCAAAAUUGUCAUGGAGACCUGUGCUGCCCUACACUCUGUACUAAAAGAGGAUUAUCUGAAGACACCAACGACAGAAUCAGAGUGGAGGGACAUUGCUAAGGAUUUUCUUGAGAAGUGGCAGUUUCCACACUGUCUGGGAGCAGUGGAUGGGAAACAUAUUUCCAUACAGCCACCUGCCAAGAGUGGGAGCAUGUUCUACAACUAUAAGUCAAGGUUUUCAAUCACGCUUAUGGCUGUUGUUGAUGCCCACUACAAAUUUGUGUAUGCAUGUGUUGGCACCCAGGGCAGAAUUUCAGAUGGUGGAGUGUUUGCACACUCAGAUCUAAGGGUUGCCAUGGACAGAGGCCUUCUUCAUGCACCCCCUGAGGAGCCACUGCCCAACAGCAAUAUCACAAUGCCAUACAUGUUCAUUGGUGAUGAGGCCUACCCACUCCGACCCGAUCUCAUGAAGCCUUAUCCCUUUAGGAGUAUGAACAAAGAUCAAAGGAUCUACAACUACCGCCUUUCCAGGGCCAGGCGUGUGGUAGAAAACGCAUUUGGAAUACUGGCAAAUCGCUUCCGGGUCUUCAGAUCUACGAUUUGUCUCGAGCCCAACAAGGUGGUGACAAUUACCCUUGCUUGUCUGUGCCUGCACAACUUUUUGCGACAAAGAAGAUCUGAAGCAUAUGUGCCACCUGCUUAUGUGGAUGCAGAAGACGCAAACCAUCAACUUGUAGAAGGGGCAUGGAGGAGAGAAGGUGUACUCCAGCCUGCAUCCAUGGGGAGAGCAAGAAACCCUUCUGUUGCAGCAAAGCAGCAAAGGGAUGCACUUUGUCAGUACUUUGUUUCACCUGCUGGGAGUAUUUCAUGGCAAGACAGUAUGGUGUAACUUAUUGGCUAGAAAGAGGCCUUAACUGUUGAAGGCCAUCUGGGUACUAUUAAAAUUCUACUACUACUACUAAAAUCAGCUGCUCAGCAGAACAGUGUUGUAAUUUUUUUUUCCUGUAGACAUAGAUUUUACAUUGUGUAU
Molecule: messenger RNA, 1088 nt
Organism: Astyanax mexicanus (Mexican tetra)
Lineage: Eukaryota; Metazoa; Chordata; Actinopteri; Characiformes; Acestrorhamphidae
Exons: 2
Coding region: 90-947 (285 amino acids)
Source: RefSeq, a predicted model, not a curated record